AUGAUUAGAGAAAGAUAAUUUGAAGUAAUUAAAACAUUCUAAGUAAAUUAACACUUAUUCUGUUCCAUAUGCAGAGAAGUUUUUUAUCAUCCAAUUAGAGCUACAUGUGGGUAUCAUUCUUCAUUCAAUGUAGGCAUACUUUUUGUGGAACUUGUUUAGUUCGUUGGAUUUAGAUGAAAAAAAGUUGUCCAUUAUGUAGACAUAGACUUGAACGAAACUAUUAAUUUGAUAAAGAUAUACUAGCUACCAAUUUAGUUGAUGAUAUUGAAGUUAAAUGUUUAAGAUGUUAACUAUGGGAGGGAACAAUGGCUUAAUUUAAAUAACAUAAAAAAUCAUAAUGUACUUACAUCUCUAUGAACAAUCAAAUAUAUUAAGAUGUAAUUGAAAUUGGUGAUGAUGAUGUAUAAUUCACAGAUGCAGGUCUUGCAGAAGAAAAUGACACACUUGCUUAAUAAUAAAUCCUUGAAAAUAUUGGGCAAACUAAUUUGUCUUAAAUUCAACAAAUCUAAAUUCAAGACUAACAAUAAUAACCUUAAUUAAAUCAAAAUAUUAUUACCAAUUUAAUUGAUUCUCCUUUACAAACUAAUAUUAAUAAUAAUUAACUCCCUGAUCAAUUUAAUAAACAGAAUAAUAAUCACUAAAUAGAUGCACACAACCUCUAAACUAAUGUAGAUAAUAUAGAUAAUAAUUAAAUUACUAUUUAAAAUGAUAAAGACAAUUAGGUUAAUCUUUUAUUUGUAUAAGAAAUCUUAAAUAAUUUAAAUAAUACAUUAAAUCAAGAUGAAUUAAACACCACUUAAAAAAAUCAAUUCAAUACCUAGUAUUAAUAAGUAAUUAAUUAACUUCCUGAUUCAAAUUUAGAAGAGAUAUAGGAAAAGUAAUUAGAAGUUCCAAACUAAUCUUUAGUGUUAGAAAAUAAUUUGGAUUAAAAUUAAAGCAAUAUUAUCAAUAAUAAUGAGGCAAUUUUACAAUAAGCAUAAGUUGAGAAAGUAGGAGAUAAUUUAUAAAAUCCAAUUUAGACAGAUAUUUAAGUAGAAGAUCGAAAUUAAAUAAAUUAAUGUUUAGAAUAAUCUAAAAUUAACUAGCCUGAUGUUGAAAUAAUUGAUCCUCCGAUAAAAUUAUUCAAUAAUAAAGAUCUUAAAUAAAUUAAAUUUACUAAUAAAUUUAAAAUUAAUAUUCUAAAAAAUAAUGUAAAAAUUGGAGAACCAAUGAUGGAAUAAAUAAAUAAUAAUUUAUUUUUUGAAUUUGUCAAUCAUAUGAAAAAAGAAAUGGUUAAGAAAUUAAGUGACAUUUAAUACUAUAAUAAUUUUUUGCUUGGAUGA
Molecule: messenger RNA, 1322 nt
Organism: Paramecium sonneborni
Lineage: Eukaryota; Ciliophora; Oligohymenophorea; Peniculida; Parameciidae
Source: the annotation of a GenBank genome assembly